Molecule: messenger RNA, 3542 nt
Organism: Quercus lobata
Lineage: Eukaryota; Viridiplantae; Streptophyta; Magnoliopsida; Fagales; Fagaceae
Product: transducin family protein / WD-40 repeat family protein
Exons: 12
Coding region: 196-3102 (968 amino acids)
Biological process (GO): mitotic cell cycle; DNA repair; DNA-templated DNA replication
Cellular component (GO): nuclear replication fork
Molecular function (GO): protein binding; chromatin binding
Source: RefSeq, a predicted model, not a curated record
CUGUACCCUCCUUGGUAAUUUCCUUCUCUUCCUUUCGCUCAAAAUCCCUCCCGGGAAAUCCAAAACCAAAAACCCACCCAUUUCCCGCCAAAUCCCCGAACACACCCCCACAAAACCCCAACUCCAAAAAUCAAAUCCACAAAUUCCCACCCACCAACCAAGCCAAGCGAAGCCAAACCCAUUUCCAAAGCCGCCAUGAAAGUCCGGUCAGUGAAGCUCAGGGAGGCCCACAAGGCUGCCUCCUCCAGCAAUGGCCGUGGCGGCGGCUCCUUCUGCUCCGUGGUGUGGGACCAGCAAGCACAUCACCUCGUCACUGCCUCCUCUUCUGACCCUUCUAUCUCCAUCCACGACCCUCUUCUUCCUUCAAGCGCUCCCAGGAUCCUCCGCCACCACCGCGACGGCGUCACCGCCGUCGCCAUUAGCCCCAACUCCACUUGCCUCGCUUCCGGAUCCAUCGAUCACUCCGUCAAGCUCUACAAAUUUCCCGGUGGAGAGUUUGAGACUAAUAUUACUAGAUUCACAUUGCCAAUACGUGCCCUUGCAUUUAAUAGAUCAGGGAGCAUGUUGGCAGCCGCGGGUGAUGAUGAGGGGAUUAAGCUGAUAAACACAAUUGAUGGUUCAAUUGCAAGAGUUCUCAAAGGACAUAAAGGGCCUGUAACUGGCUUAGCUUUUGACCCCAAGAGUGAAUACUUGUCAUCUGUUGAUUCAACUGGGACUGUCAUAUUUUGGGAGCUUCAGUCUGGAGUAGCAUUGCACACUCUUAAAGGCGUAGCUCCUGACAUUGGUUUAGACCUUUCCGUCAUGAAUGUGAUUAGCUGGAGUCCUGAUGGGGAGACCUUAGCUGUCCCAGGUUUGAGAAAUGAUGUAGUGAUGUACGAUAGAGAUACAGCUGAGAAACUGUUUACAUUGAGAGGUGAUCACAUACAACCUAUUUGUUUCUUGUCUUGGUCACCCAACGGUAAAUACUUGGCUACCUCUGGUUUAGAUAGGCAAGUUCUUAUCUGGGAUGUUGAUCGGAAGCAGGAUAUUGACAGGCAGAAAUUUGAUGAUAAAAUAUGUUGCAUGGCAUGGAAGCCAAUUAGCAAUGCACUGGCUAUUAUUGAUGUUAUGGGAAAGUAUGGCAUAUGGGAAUCAGUUGUUCCUUCGUCAAUGAAAUCUCCUACUGAGGAUAUUCCAAAAUUAAAUUCAAAGAAUAGUAAUGGGCUCCUUUUUUUUGAUGAAGAGGAAGAAGAUCUUAGUGCCUCUGGUAGUCUAAGUGAUCUUGGUGAAGGUAGCCAUGGUGAAUCUGAGCCUCCUAGCAGAAAAAGGCUACGCAAACCAUCUGCAUAUGAGGAGAAUGGUAAUGAUGAAUGGAGCUUGCGUCCAAAGGUUGAAUCCCGUAAGAAAGCGAAUCGUAUUGAGAAGGAAAGCUUGAAUAACAGGAAUGAGGGGUUAAGAAGCAUAACAUCUGCUAGGCCGAAAAUGCAGGAGUCAUUUCAGCCAGGUGCUACUCCUGUGCUGCCUGGAAAAAGGAGUUUUUUGUGCUACAACAUGGUUGGAAGUAUAACCACAAUUGAGCAUGAUGGAUACUCCCAUAUAGAGAUAGACUUUCAUGACACUGGUAGUGGUCCCCGAGUUCCGUCAAUGACUGAUCAUUUUGGCUUUACAAUGGCUGCGUUAAAUGAAAAUGGAAGCAUUUUUGCUAACCCUUGCAAGGGUGAGAAGAGCAUGAGUACUCUUAUGUAUCGCCCAUUCAGUACUUGGGCAAACAAUAGUGAGUGGUCUAUGCGAUUAGAAGGGGAAGAAGUGAAGGCUGUGGCACUUGGUACUGCCUGGGUGGCUGCAAUUACGAGUUUUAAUUUUCUUCGUAUAUUUUCUGAGAGUGGUUUGCAGAGACAUAUUCUCUCCCUUAACGGGCCAGUGGUUACCGCAUCAGGCUUCAAGGAUGAACUUGCAAUUGUCACUCAUGCUUGUGACUGUCUUCCCUCAAAUGAUCAGAUGUUAGAGUUUACAGUAUUCAACAUAUCUACUGGAACCCAGUCUCUCAAAGGACGUCUUCCAUUAACCCCUGGUUCACAUCUAACGUGGUUUGGGUUUAGUGAAGAAGGCCAAUUAAGCUCCUAUGAUUCUAAGGGUGUGCUGAGAGUGUAUACCAGCCAAUAUGGCGGCAGUUGGCUCCCACUCUUCAGCGCUAGUAAAGAGAAGUCAGAUGAAAACUAUUGGGUGGUUGGGUUGAACGCAAGCAAGCUGUUUUGUAUUGUUUGUAAAAAACCAGACUUAUUCCCACAGGUGAUGCCCAAACCAGUUCUCACCUUGCUAAAUCUUUCAUUUCCUGUGGCAUCCUCGGACCUUGGAGCUGAAGCUCUUGAGAAUGAGUUUAUACUAAACAACAUGCAUCUCUUACAGAUUCAAAAGAGAAUGGAAGAAAUGGCUGGUGCUGGGUUGGACACAACUUCACUUGAUGAUGAGGCUUUCAAUACUGAAGCAGCUCAAGAUAGGUGCAUCUUGCGGCUUAUUGCUUCCUGCUGCAAUGGUGAUAAGCUUGUGAGGGCUAUUGAACUUGUGAAGCUUUUAUCAUUGGAAAAAUCUGUGAAGGGUGCAAUCAAGCUUGUUACUGCACUGAAGCUUCCUAACUUGGCUGAACGGUUCAAUAGUGUGUUGGAGGAAAGAUUGCUUAAUGAAGCUAAAGGGACGAAGCAAACCACUCUCCCAAGCUCAAGCGGUGAUGCACCUGUCAUGGCUAAUGUUGCAGUCAGCAAGACCUUAGUUUCUUCUGAAACAAGUAAAACAUCAGAAACUGUAAUUUCAUCAUCUUCACCAAAAUUGACUGCUCCUCUGUUUACUAAGAAGGCCAAAUCACAAGAGGGUGCUAAAGGUGGAAUAAAGAAAACAGAACAGAAACAAACUACAUUACUAGAUGACAUUGACAAGGAAAAGAAGGUGGAUGAGGUAAAAAAUGCAGUGGAAGCAAGGAAGAUAGGAGAAAUGUCUCAGAUACAAACAGAUCACCCAUCUAAUCUGUUUAUAAAGUCAUCAAACAAGCAGGAGGUAAAGAAAGUAGGGGAGAAUCAAGUACAAUCUCAUCGUCCAUCAAAUCCAUUUCUAAAGUCAUCUGUCAAGUGAUGUCCUUUCUGUUUGAUCCUUCCAAUUAAUAUCAGGAAGACAGCAGGGACAGGUAAAAGAUAAAGAUCAAAUCAUGUAAUCUGCCUUAACCCCAGCUGAGAUGGCCUAGACCAGCAUUCUGUCUUCCAUUCUAUCUCUGGGUCACCAUGCAUUGAGGAAAAUUUGAUCUACAUUUCUGAGGCACAAUAAAAUGAGGUACUAUGGAAUGUGUUCUUCUGUAAUUAUGUACUUGAGAAGCAUAGGGGCUUCAUUCUUGUCUCUAAAUCUCUGCUGUCACAAUGCAUGGUUGCAUUGUAUGUUUGUAUCACAGCAAGCAACCACAUUGUAUAUCAGUUGUAUUGUUAGUGUCAUUCAGUUUUGAACUGUUCUCUGUAGCAACUGAUAGUUUAUAAAAACUGAGAAACUUGAUACAAAUUAAGUGAUCAGAUGGUUGUGAAGAA